AUGUAUACAGCUGGCUCUAGUCCACAGUCUGUAGCUGUUGGUGAUUUCAACAACGAUGAUCAACUGGAUAUCGUUGUCGUUAAUGGCGAAGGCAAUAAUAUUGGUGUAUUUCUUGGAUAUGACAAUGGCUAUUUUGCCAAUCAAAUGGUAUACUCAACUGGUUCUGAUCCACGUCAUGUAGCUGUCGGUGAUUUCAACAACGACACUCAACUGGAUAUUGUUGUCGUUAAUUAUAUUGACAAUAAUAUUAGUGUGCUUCUCGGAUAUGGAAAUGGUUCUUUUACAAGUCAAACCACGUACUCAACGGGUAUUGGUGCAUUAUAUGUAGCACUUGGUGACUUCAAUAAUGACACUCGACUAGAUAUCGUCGUUGUUAAUACUAAUGACAACAAUAUAAGUGUGUUUCUCGGAUAUGGUAAUGGUUCUUUUGCCAACCAAAUCACGUUCGCAACUGGUUCUUCUCCACAAUCUGUAGCCGUAGGUGAUUUCAAUAACGACAAUCGAAUGGAUGUCGUCGUUCUCAAUCAUGAUGACAAUAACGUAGGUGUACUUCUCGGAUAUGGGAAUGGUUCUUUUGUAAAUCAAAUUACAUCUUCAACUAGUUCUGAUCCACGAAUUGUAGUUGCUAGCGAUUUUAACAACGACAACCAACUAGAUAUCGUCGUGACGUAUUAUUUUGACACUAGUAUUGGGGUAUUUCUUGGAUGUGGCAAUGGCUCUUUUUCAAAACCAUUCACGUAUUUAACUGGGUCUUAUGUAUUCCAUAUCGCUGUCGGUGAUUUUAAUACUGACAAUCAAUUGGACAUUGUCGUUACUCAUAAUAGUGAGGAAAAUAUUGGUGUACUUCUUGGAUAUGGCAAUGCCUCUUUUGCAAAUCAAAUUACAUAUGCUUUUCCCCGUUCUCCAUUCUAUGUAAGUGUUGGCGAUUUCAACAGUGAUGCACGUCUCGAUAUCGUCGUCACUGAUUCUAUGGAAAAGAAUGUAGGUGUACUUCUCCAUUAUGCUCGAGCGUCUUUAGGAAAGGAAAUAAUAUUUGCAGUUGGUAGUGGUGCUCGCAUACAACACGUAGGUGUUGCUGAUUUUAAUAGUGACGCAAUACAAGAUAUUGUUGUUGUCAAUUAUGGUACUAAUAAUAUAGGUGUACUUCUUGGACAUGGUGAUGGAUCGUUCCUAGAGCAAACGACUUUUUCAACUGGCUCAAUGUCUAAUCCUUAUUCAAUCGUCAUUGGUAGUUUCAAUAACGACGAUUAUCUUGAUUUUGCGGUGGCCAAUCAUGGUACUAAAAAUGUCGAUAUGCUUCUUGGAGAUGGAACAGGAGCGUUUGCACGCCAGAUACCUUAUGGACGUCGUUUAGAUUUUGCUCCGUCAAUUAUCGCUGCAGGUGAUUUCAACAAGGACGGACAAUCAGAUAUUGUUGUCGCAUAUAAUGACUUGGAUCAUAUUGAUAUACUUGUAACAUAUAAUACAGGAACUUUUAGAAAUCAAGCGACGUAUUCGACUGGCUCUUAUCCAUUGUCUGUAGCUACUGGUGAUUUCAACAACGACAUGCGACUAGAUAUUGUCGUUGCUAAUCUAUAUGAUGGCAGUGUCAGUAUAUUGCUCGGAUACGGCAAUAGCUCUUUUGCAAAUCAAAUAAUAUAUUCAACUGGUUCCUUGCCAAUUAAAGUAGCUGUUGCGGAUGUUAAUAACGAUAAUCAAUUGGAUAUUCUCGUCAUUUAUUCUGGUAGCGAUGUUGGUGUGCUUCUUGGUUAUGGUAAUGGUUCUUUUGCUAAUAAAACAACAUAUGCAACUGGUAUUUGGCCAUCUGAUAUAGUUGUCGGUGAUUUUAACCAGGACACUCAACUGGAUAUCGUCGUCCUUAAUAGUUACAACGCCACUCUAAGUAUACUUCUAGGCUUUGGUAAUGGCUCUUUCGCAAAUCAAAUCACGUAUUCACCUGGCUCUAAUCCAUCUUUUAUAGCUAUCGGUGAUUUCAACAACGACACUCGACUAGAUAUUGUUCUAAUUAAUUCUAAUGACAGCACUGUAAGCCUACUUUUAGGAUUUGGCAAUGGUUCUUUUACAAAUCGAGACAUUGAUGCAAGCAGCUCUAUUCCAAAUUUUGUAGAUGUUGGUGAUUUUAAUAAUGAUAAUCAAUUGGAUAUCGUCCUAGUUAAAUCCAAUGAAAGCAUUGUAAGCGUACUUUUGGGAUAUGGCAAUGGUUCUUUUGCAAAUCAAAUAACAUCUUCUGGUAGUUUUGACACGCUAUCUCUAAAUGUUGCUGAUUUCAACAACGAUACUCAACUAGAUAUCGUUAUCGUUAAUUAUCAGCAUAACAGUGUAGGGAUACUUCUCGGAUAUGGUAAUGGUUCUUUUGCAGAUCAAAUUACCUAUUCGACUGGAUCUUAUCCAGUAUCUGUAGCUGUCGGCGAUUUCAACAACGACACUCAACCAGAUAUUAUCGUUGUGAAUUCUUAUGACAAUAAUGUGUGUGUAUUUACUGGAGACUUCAAUAGGAUUUUUGUAUAUCAAAAUACACUUACAACUGGUAAAGGAUCUCUUCCACGGUCAUUCAUCAUUGCUGAUUUUAAUGAUGACACUCAUAUGGAUAUCGGUGUUGUUAAUUCAGGCACUAAUAAUGUGGGCAUUUUUCUUGGAUAUAGCAAUGGCUCUUUCGCAAAUCAAAUGACGUAUCCAUCUGGUUCUUCUCCGUGGUCUAUAGCUGUGGGUGAUUUCAACAACGAUACUCGACCAGAUAUCGUCGUUGCUAACUCUGAUGACGACAAUAUAGGUCUACUUCUCGGAUAUGGUAACGGGUCGUUUGCAAAGCAAAUUACGUAUUCAACUGGCUUUAGUUCUCAACCAUAUUCGAUUGCUGUUGGUGACUUCAAUAAUGACACCUUACUAGAUAUCAUCGUCACUAAUUAUGGUACCAACAAUAUAGUUGUAUUUCUUGGAUAUGGCGAUAGCACAUUUGCUGAUCCGAAAGCGUUUUCAGUAGGUUUUGGAUCUUCUCCAUUUUCUGUUGUUGUUGGUGAUUUCAAUAAUGACAAAAAGCUGGAUUUUGCUGUCGCCAACUAUGAUAGUGACAGUUUAAAAGUUCUGUUGCAGAGUUGUUAA
Molecule: messenger RNA, 3099 nt
Organism: Rotaria sp. Silwood1
Lineage: Eukaryota; Metazoa; Rotifera; Eurotatoria; Philodinida; Philodinidae
Source: the annotation of a GenBank genome assembly